AUGGAUUAUGCUAGAGGUUCACCGAGAAGAAUUAGAAGAAAUCGCCAAUCUCCUUAUACUUUGGCCAGAUCUUCUGCUUCUUCCUCUAAUGGAGUUGCUACUAAGGAUAAUGCAUCACUUCCCUUUCAGCCAUUGUUUAAUAUUCAAGCUCCUAAUACAAAUGAAAGUUUAUUAGAGAGUGCAAAUAUGGGUUUUGAGAGAUCCUAUAAUGAAACAAUUGGCAUAAGAUUUUCUCAUCGUUCUCCUCUCUUCCGUCAUCAACGCCGUCGUUAUGAUCUCCCAACAAUUCCUAUGCAUGGAGUUCCACCAAGUCCUCCUCCACAUGGUGCUGUAGUCCCUCCACAGGAUAUUGCUAUUUUAAAUGAAGAAGUGGAAAAUCCGGUUGAUCCUUAUAGAGGAAUGCGUUUGAACAUCGAAGACAUGUCUUAUGAGGAACUUCUUGCACUGGGCGAGAGUAUUGGUAGUGUUAACACUAGUCUAUCAGAGGAAACAAUCACUGCUCUACUGAAGACAAAAUCAUACAGAAUUAGUAUUAACUUGGAGGAGUUACCAUCUGACGAUCAAGAAUCUGAUACUUGCAUUAUAUGCCAGGAGUAUUUUGAAAUUCAAGAAAAUAUUGGAGUGCUUGCAUGUGAGCAUGUAUUUCAUGUUGGAUGCAUAACACAAUGGUUGUUGAUAAAAAAUAAGUGUCCAAUUUGCAAAUCUGAAGCUUUGUCUCCUACAAAUGUUGAAUAG
Molecule: messenger RNA, 735 nt
Organism: Vicia faba (fava bean)
Lineage: Eukaryota; Viridiplantae; Streptophyta; Magnoliopsida; Fabales; Fabaceae
Source: the annotation of a GenBank genome assembly